Molecule: messenger RNA, 5963 nt
Organism: Eufriesea mexicana
Lineage: Eukaryota; Metazoa; Arthropoda; Insecta; Hymenoptera; Apidae
Gene: Ack-like
Product: activated Cdc42 kinase-like
Exons: 10
Coding region: 344-5626 (1760 amino acids)
Biological process (GO): positive regulation of actin filament polymerization; positive regulation of pseudopodium assembly; protein phosphorylation
Cellular component (GO): cytoskeleton; plasma membrane; cytoplasm
Molecular function (GO): ATP binding; small GTPase binding; protein tyrosine kinase activity
Source: RefSeq, a predicted model, not a curated record
UUGAAGCAUUGGGUAGUUUUAAUUACUAAUUAAUUAAGCCGGUUAUAAACGCGAGAAAAGUGCUUGUUCAAGAGUGAUAAAUAACAGAAUAAAUUUUCUUCUUUCAAAGAGAAAAUUUAAGAACAAAAUUGUCUCAUAGAGGACAAGUAUCUUGAACAAUAAAAAAUGUGAACCGGACGGAAAAUAGCGGUGUGAUUUACAUGGCGGAGGGGAGAGUCGAAACGUCGAAGAAAGAGAGAAGUUUUGUGAUUUCGGAUCGUCGAUCGGUCGAACGAAGUGGCAGACGCUUGCGUCUCAUGACAAGGAGUGGACCUCCGAGUGUACCGUGCUGCGUCAUCGUAGAAUGGACACACAAGGAGGAAUGUCCCGUAACACUGGACCUGGUUUGUAUGAAUUCCUUAUGGAAGCAGAGCUCCAACAAUAUUAUCCUGGAAUUCGAGGGGACUUGAAGGUACAGACUACUGCUCAAUUGAAAUAUGUAACAGAAGAAGAUUUGAAUGCAAUUGGAAUGAGCAAACCAGAAAUGCGUCGUUUAAAGAAAUAUUUCCAAAAACAUUUCCCUCAAAACUAUCUAUCUAAGUUCAAAAAGAUGUUGUUACCAAAACGGGAAGAACCAACUACAGGUGCUUUAACAAUGUUACCAGAAGAAAGGCAAGAUAGACCACCGAUUCCAUUAACUGGCCAUCAAAUUUUAGAAGCCAUAGAUGAUCCUAACUUCCAGAGAUUAGAGCAACCAGAAUGUUGUCCAAAAGAUUAUUUUUCUCUUAUGCAACAAUGUUGGCAACAUGAGCCAUCCAAACGACCUAAGUUUUCUGAAUUAAUUAAUCUUUUACCUGAUUUAAAACCAGAACAGGUUCAAGCUGUUCAAGAUACUAUGGAAACAGGUCAGCUUGUUUACAGGCAAGGAGAUGUUAUAACUGUUCUUGACAAGGGAAGUAGUAACACAUUGUGGAAGGGAGUUUUAAGCAAUGGAAAAACUGGCUUUUUUAAUCCUGUUCAUACAAUAGCAUAUCUUGGAUCAAAUCUACCAAGUAAUAAGCCAGGAGAAUUCACACGUGGUGAUGGAAAAAACGCCUUUUCUUCUCAGAGACGAAAAAUUCGUACAGAUAUGAUUUCCUCUCCGCAAGGUGAUUUGAAACAUACGGGUCAUGUCGGAUUAGAUGGAGCUUAUUUUGGUGAUAUUGGCUUCCUUGGUGGAAAAUAUCCACAUUUACCACGACAAGUAGUGACACCAUACAAACCACAAGAAGAUGUAACGGACAAUUCUAGUCAAAUUUUGAACCAGGAUGCAAGAAGCACAGAGACAAACAGAGAAUUAUUGAGAGAUUACAGAAAUACACAACAAGAUGCCCAGAAUAAGCAUGAAAGUUUAUGGUCAGAUGUAAGUUCUGAAGUGUGCCAUGUGGCUAAUUCAAGUAAACAGUCUGUUCCAUUAACCGCGACUAGCAGUAAUGAUACUCUUGGAGCAGAUCAUGAGUAUCAUGAAAUCAGUGAUGAAGAAAAUCAAGACAGUCCAUUGAAAUUCGACAAAAUGUUGAAUUUUGAUUUUGGUCCAAGUCUGUUAGCUGAAAUGGACCAAAUGUUUAGAUCAUUAGGAUCUUCUCCUCCUCCACCACCACCAGUUCAUCCUUUAUCAACUGAACACGAAUCGAGUAAUGCUCGAAACGAGCUGAGAGAAAUACAGGCAAAGCAGAGCAAUAAAAAAAAACAAGCCACCGUGAAGCCUAUCUCAGCUGCCGAUCAGAAAACUCUCUACUCAGCCAUUGCUAUGGCACAGGAAUUGACAGCACGUUCCAUGACAGACCUUGAACAUCCACCGGAGUCUCCCCGAACACCUGCCAGUCCUUCAAGACGCAGAAAGUUCUCUUUUAAGUUGCCACAUCAACACAGUCCUAAACCAGACAGACGACACUUUUCAGAAGAAGCUGCCAGUAUACCUGACAUACAGGUACUAUCAUCCACAGUAUCUAGCAUAGAAUCACUCGGUGCACCGUCCACCUUGAAAUUACCAUUGUGGGAUAAAGCGUCUGCCGAAUUUUGUUUCGCAAAGUCACGCGAGCUUCUGACAAAGCCCACUGCGUGGACUUCCUAUAUGGGCAUAGAAUUUGAUGCACAUAUCCUUGACAAUGUGGCUAUGAAACAGAAUUUAGUGAAAUCAACAGAAUUCCUAGAGAAUGGUAACAAGAAGGGCAAUUUUAUUUGCGAUAGUGUAACGAACAUAAAUGCGAAACAACUUCAACAAAAUGGAAAGGUGCCUUCUCUUAGUAUAGAGAAUUCAAACUUUGAUUUUCCUCGAGAACAAAAAAGAGUAUCUACUAGUUAUGUAGAUCGUUAUUUUGAACAACCAAAAUAUUUCGACGAUGAUAAUACACUAACAUGUUCUAGUGAGAAAAUGUUAUACUUCAGCGAGGAUAAAUACGAUAAGAUCAAUAAUCUGGAACAACCGAGUAAAUCAGCGUGCUAUUCAAAUAUUCAAGAACAAGGUUCUGUUUCUGUGAACAAAUUUAACCAGCAAAUAUCAAGUAAGUUUGCUAAUUGCGAUCAAUCAUUAAAGGAUAAUGUACCAAAUUUUGAAGCGCAAUGCGAAGAAACUGCUGGUUUUGAUUUGGUGAAAGAAAAAUCUUCGAACUUUAUUGAUUUUGCACGUAGUAAGCAGAUUAAAUUUGAUUCGCCCAGGGAUAAAGGAACUAAUACAGAUCUUGGUACAAGACCGAAGAUUUCAAGUUCUUUCAAUGAUUCUUCCAAAAUGAACAUACUCGAAUUUCCUAAGAAAAUUGACAUAUCGAAGACAAGGAGUGGAAAAGUGCCAUUUGUAUCAAGAAACACAAGCCAAGAGAAUAAAAGCGUUAUUUAUGGAUCUACAGAUAGUAUAAAGACUAACUUGAAAAUGGGUGGAGGAUCGGAUAGCCCUAGAGGAAAUAUGGAGGCCAUGAGAAUCAAUAUCCAAGGUUUUCGUAAAAUAGAACAAAAUCAAAAUGGUCAUGAUGGUUUUCCUUUUGUUAUAUCCAAUAAUCCACUGUUCAUUGCGGAAUCUGAUAAAAAAGAAUCUCCUGUUUAUAGUAGUUCUGAGAGUCUGCGAGUAAAUUUUCAGCGACUUAGGAGAAAGUCUGAUGCGGAAGCAAACAAUCAAGUGGAAUUAAACAGUAAACUUUUGGCAGAGAAAUACCAGAAAGAAGUGUCAGGUUUGGAGAGUGUAAAGAAUUAUCUAGAUUCAAAAAAAGGUCAAGGGUUGAAUUUGGGUUUGGGUAAACUGACACAGAACAUGAUUCAGUUAGGCAAGAAUAUCGCACAAAAUUCGAGAAGUAUAGAAACUACUAUGUCCAAAUCAUUGGUUACUAAUGUAAGAAAUUUGGACAUGUCCGGUCAAACUCAGUCGCCUCUGAGGAGUUUAAAUAUACCUGUACAAAAACCUAAACACUUGGAUUUAAAUAUUCCACUUCAGUGUCAAUCACAGAUCAAUAUGAAAUUGAAUUUGACUUCGCAAAAAACGAAUGCUCCGUCUAGUCCUAGCCUACAUCAACACAUUUUGGAGCCACCAAAGCUGUAUCAGAAUGAAAAUACAAGAAAGGAAUUACCCCAGACUGACGUGCUUCUGGAAAAGAUGUCUACAGUUACUAAUAUAUAUAGACACAGAACAUCGUCACUGUCAGAGAACAGAAAGCCACCUAUUAAAAAUAUAAGGAGAUCUUUUCAUCCUACUAAUGACUCCAGUGAAGACUCAGAUUCUAUUUCACACUCAGAAACAGAUAUACGGAGUCGCUUACGUUAUAAGCGUCGCCACAAAAAGCUUCCACAUAAUUUGCGAUUGAAUUUGAAGAAUAAAAGCCACUUUUUGCAUCCAGAGACAGCUAGGGGAUUCUCAUCGAUAGAACUAUGCGGGAAAUCACCGCCUCCAUCGACUAGUUUCUUGAAUUCUCUAUCACCGCCUUUUCCCUCUAAAAAUAAUUUGCUUUCUUGGCCAGAAAGCGCCCCCAGUUCUAGUUUGACGUUUACUAGUAAUUCUGAUCUGGAUUCUGACACUAGUUCAGAAUAUCCAGAGUUUACAAACGAUGCUACGUUGUCGGAUGAAGCCAAGGAAGUGUAUAACAGCCUUGUGGAAACGCCCAGCAUAGAGACCUCUCCGGACACUAACCCGUUACGUAUGCUGCGCUCCGGAUUGCCCAUUGUCAGGCCCAGAAUUCGCGGGAACAAGCAUGCUACCUUGGGCUAUCCGAUGUCCCAUCAAGAUGACUUGGCCGCUGAUCAUUGUCACUUCGAAACUUACCAUAGUGGUUCUAAAACGUUACCUAAAAUCAGGGCACCACCGCCGCCACACGCACCGCCGCCUCUGCCUCAGUCACGACAUCUAGAAAGACAUCACUCUGCUCAGGAAAUAGAAAACAAUCAAAACCAAAACAACGUGGAUGAGAAUCCUAUACCAUUACCACCUAGAGAUAGGUCCAAGACGUUACAACCGAAAUCUAGCUUACCCAGACACCAGAGAAAGCAUCCCUUAAUUAUACCAGGUGGUGGAGUAACGAGAACCUUGGCCAAGAUGGCAGUUACCACACCACCUAUUGAGGAUCAGGUGGAUGGAAGUUUGCAAAGUACGAGUUCUUCAGUAGCCAGUAGUUCAUUACAAGAAGGUUACACGACAGAAAAUUCAGCUAAUAGUCCAGAAGAAUUCGAACAACGUAUAGACUCUGAAUUAGCAGCAUUGGAUUCGCUACCAGCAGAUGAGAAUAGGUUACAUCGAUUUAGCGUUAUCUCUGAAGAUCUGCUCGAGUUUUCGGAUAAUCUAAUUGACUGCGAUUCUUCAGAGUAUCAACAAAAUAUGCAAGAAAAUAGUGACCUGCAAUCAACCGAUUCCUCGACAGAACGGCUCCAAAGGAAGGUCAGCAUUGAAUCAAAGACUUCCCUUAGAAGUUUUGCUGCAAAAUAUAUCGAAGAAAACGAGACUGAUGAAACAAGAAGAAACUCUUCACCAUCAGAUUCAAACAAAUCCGAAGACUUAAUGGCCUGCAGCAAAAGCAACCUUCUUGUCCCCAAUAAACUUCAAGCAUCUCAAAGAACACCAUUAGUUCAGAAGUCUACGAAUUAUAUGAUGCAGUUCGAUUAUGGAGAAUAUUCAGAAAACAGCUCGCACCAGUUACGAUGUAAUAUAAGUAAACAGCAGUCAGAGAUCUCAAAAGAGUCUUCUGUUACUGAUUCAAAUGAUAGUUUUCAUUCUACGGGUUUGGCGGAUACCUACAAUAGAUUGUCUAAUGAAAAAUUAACUGGUCAUACAAGUGACUUAUCACGACAAUCUGAUCAUGUUUCUUGCGAGGAUCUAUUGGAAUUUGCCUGUGAUGGGCCAAAUGUAAGAAGGACCCGUGGGCCACGAAAUGGAGAACAAUCUGAUGAGGUUAGAAUCAUGAUGAAGGUGCUGCACGAGCAGUCUACGCCAGAAUCAUGUAUAGCAGCCUUAAAUGUCACUGAUUGGGAUGUGCUGGCAGCAAUUAAACUGGAACGCCUUCAGGGAUUAUUAAAAAAGGAGAAUAAUUUCGUUGGGCUAGAGGAUUGCAAAGUUAUGCUAAACCAAUGUGGCGGCGAUGUUGUAAAGGCGGCCGCAUUAUUGAGAAGCACUGAUGACACUGCUGCAGUUUAAUCAAUGUUUUUAUAAUAAUUGGCGGAUCUGUAUGAGCUAAAUGAGGAUUUGUUUAAAAAAAAUAUAGGCCAUGUAAGCGUUUUUAGUGGAACACGCUUGGCGGGGUUAGGUUCGGGUAGCAUUUUCAAAGUCAAAAUGCUUUUUUAUUAUAUGUCUGCACGUAGACGAAUUCAUGUGACAUUAAUUUAUUAUUUUAGAGUUAGUUAGAGUGAGAUUAUAGUGUUCGAACACGAUGUUAAUGCCUAAGACAAGAUAAUAGGUACUUCGAUAGAGCGUCUAUGGAAGAAUGGCAUAUGAUCGUCCACCAGAACUGAAAUCAUGUUAUUUUUACGGUUAA